Molecule: messenger RNA, 2989 nt
Organism: Coffea eugenioides
Lineage: Eukaryota; Viridiplantae; Streptophyta; Magnoliopsida; Gentianales; Rubiaceae
Exons: 3
Coding region: 810-2855 (681 amino acids)
Biological process (GO): asymmetric cell division
Source: RefSeq, a predicted model, not a curated record
CUUCCAAUUACCAAAAACCAAAACAACAAAAUCCGGCAACAAUUGCACCUCACGCUGACAAUCUUCUUGGAAUCUUGGACCCCAUAGAUUUUGCCUCCACAUGCCCAUUUUUCCAUCUUACAUAGCAAAAAAGUUCACUUUCUCACGAUUCUUGCAGAAGAACUAAGCCCAUAAUCCCUUUUUUCUUUUUCCCUUUUUCUUUCCCAAUUAUCAUCCUUUUGAAAAGGUCACAAGUAUUCCUCUAACAGUUGUCCCCCGUCCUUUUCACUGAUAGCUGGUUUGCUUAGGUUGGGUUGAAAGUUCAGGUGUAGCUUUCAAUUGGGUACUUUUCUGGUGGAACUUUCUGAACCGGGUUCUUGCUGAUUUUCGACAAUUCCGAGGAUUUUGAUAAUUCUGGCAAAUGGGGUUCUUCUGAUUGAUUGAUGAAGUUCUUCUGUUCAGAGGUAAAGUUGGUAAAAUGGGCAUUGAUAAUCUGAAUAUGGAUUUUAAAGAACUAAGAAUCCUUAAUUUUGGCUUAGAUUCGUUUUCUUGGAGAAUAAUCUGAACAUGUUGGGUUCCUUUUGCUUAAUUCUUACCUGACAAUAGGAGUUGUAGAAGAAGGGGUUCUGGUUCUCUGCUUGAAUAUAUUUCUACAAGUCUGGAGAUUAACUGCAUUGACUGCAUUUCAUUUUUUUUGGUGGAAAGUUUUAUGUUCUGAACGUAUUUAGUUGCUGAUUCGUUGGGAUAUUUGGAUGCUUAGAUUUUAGAAGAGACGCAAUUUGUUUGCUUCAACUAGUUUAGGAUUGGAGUUGGAGAAAAAGGGAUAGAAAAUGGACAUAUGGGUAGUUGCAGCAGCUGCUGGAGCUGGAUAUGUAGCUCAGCAUUGGAAGAAUUUUGUAAAGAGUAGGAGGAGUUUUCCGGAUUCAUCAUGUGAGAGUCCUACUUUUAGACCUGAGUCCUUAUCAAGCAAUCAGCAAGCCAAGGGUGAGAACUCCUGGCCUUGUGAUGUAUUGUGCAGUAAAAAAUUAGAAGUAGAGUUGUUUUUAGAAAAAGAGAGGCUGUCGCGAGAUUCUUCUGUGCCAGAUAUAGCUUCUACAACCGGUGAUUGCGCUGAUUGUUGUACUCAUUCUGCUUCAAAUCUUGUGCCUGGGUCCUCGAGCUAUGAAGAUGUACAAGUGGCUAGGGAAGGAGUUGGAAUGUGUGGUGAUAAAGAUGAGACUUAUCAGGACUUGUCAUUGCUACCUUCUACUCGAGAAACAGCUGUUUCUUAUGGUUUUGCAAGGAAGAAGAGCAGUCUCAGGAGCAGACGAACUAAUGGACAAUCACUAAUGCCUCUAAACUCCAUGGAAAGUUGUCUCUUGGCUCAGUUGUACAAAGAGCGAGCUGAAACAGCAGAGUACAGUUGUAGCUCUGUUAGUUCGCCUUGCACACCAACCAUUAAGCCAUUUGUUGUGACAGAUGGGAGCAGGAUAAUCAGUAGAGCAAUUGCUAAUUCUUGCAAUUUGUCCAUUGGAUCUGUGCAAAGCAAGCUUCACACAGCUACCAAUCUUGAAGACAUAUUUGGAGUUCCUCGACUGCCUAGUCUUGGGUCUAUGGAGUUCCGCAGAAAAGCUAAAACUGAUAUUGAAAUGGAACAGCAUAGAAGAUCGAGCCUUUCUUGUGGAGUAAAAGGAAAGCACCAAAGACUGCAAGGUGGGACAUCACAGGGUGCUCUGUUUUUCUGUCUGGGAUUAUCUCUUGGCCUAAUCUCUUCUUUCUUGACUAAUAAACGAGAAGUAGACAAAUUGAGUGACUUGUUGCAACAAACAGAGAGUUUGGUUCAGGAUUUACAGGAUGAGCUUGAGAUGAAAGAUUCGUUAACUGUGAAAGAGCUUGCUGUUGAAGAUUCGGAAUCACAGGAUACGCAGAAUGAUCCAUUUAAUAAUGGGCCUCUACAUGCAUUUUCCUCUGAAGAGAAGUUGAAUGACUGUGACAACGUAUAUAAAGAUCAGAAAGCAGAGGAAGAAUCUUUUAGCAAAAUUGAAGCAGAGCUUGAAGCUGAACUUGAGAGGUUAGAAUUAAACAUGAGCUCUAGCAGAUUGGACAGAAAGAUAUCAAAUCUAGUUGAGCUUGAUGCAGAUUAUGUGCCAGAUGCAGUAGAGGGAGUGCUGAAGGCUGGGGCCUUUGCUAGACAAAGUGGUCCUCAACCUUAUGCAGAGCAGGACGGAAGUGGUAGCUCCACCACUCAAUCUGCUCAUUAUGCAGUCUCUCCCAGGGAGCUGACCUUGCGGUUGCAUGAAGUGAUUCAAUCAAGAUUGGAGCAACGUAUCCAGGAGCUUGAAAUUGCACUGCAGAAUAGCCAAAGGAAGGUUCGAAACAUGGAAUCACAGCAAACAAGUUAUUGGAGACAGUUGUGCAAGAGUGAAUCUGCAUGCUGUUCAACUGAAGGAAGUCCAGAUUUUAAGGAACCAAAUCAAGCAGACCAACCUGUGGUGAUAAACUUAUCAGCGGAAGCUCUUGAUGCGGAUAAUGAGCCUUUUGAUGAGUUCACAAAGGUAAAUGAGCUUGAGGAAGCGGAUAGCCACAAACAAGAAUUAUUGCAGACUGGUGGCCAGAAAGAAUAUUGGCUUCACAACAGUGACGUGAUUUAUGAAGCACAAGGGAAGCCAUUCACCGAUAAAACACCAUUAACAUUUUCCACUCGACAAGUUGGGGUAGAUGACUACUACCGGACAACUGGUAUCGUUUCGAGGGAGGAUGAGGAUGACAUUGGGUAUGAUGGGAUGGAAGAGAUCUUGAUAAAGCAUAUUGUGGAACAAGCCCGAAAAGGCUCUCCUGUAGUUUUGAAUGCUCAAAGGGCAUUGUUUUCACCUGAUGAAAAUGAACAUUCACAAUAGGUUGACAUCGAUAACAGAGAGAGAGAGAGAGAGGAGGCAUAUAGAAUUUGAAACUUUACUCGUCUUAUAUAGAGAUUAAUCUUCGGUGAACGCUAUAAUAUACAUGUUUUCUGGAGAAACCUUUCUUUUCUAAA